AUGGUGGCCCCCGCGGCGGCCGACGUGCCGCCCCCCACCAUGCCCGUCAAGAUCUUCUCCGCCGGGGUGUCCGCCUGCUUGGCCGAUAUCAUCACCUUCCCGCUGGACACCGCCAAAGUCCGGCUGCAGGUGCAAGGAGAAAGCCCCAAUGCUCCUGGCGUUAAGUACAAAGGGGUGCUGGGAACCAUCGCCACGGUGGCCAAGACAGAGGGACCCCUGAAACUCUACGGUGGGCUCCCCGCGGGCAUCCAGAGGCAGAUCAGCUUUGCCUCGCUCCGCAUCGGCCUCUACGACUCCGUGCAGGAAUACUUCAACAUCCAGAAAGACGCCCCUGCAACUUUAGGAAACAAGAUCACAGCUGGCCUCAUGACUGGAGGUGUGGCAGUUUUCGUCGGGCAGCCCACCGAAGUGGCCAAGGUCAGGAUGCAGGCACAGAGCAAACUGCAUUGGUUCAAGCCCCGUUACACGGGGACGUACAACGCCUACUAUGUGAUCGUGACCACGGAAGGCAUCCUCGGGCUGUGGAAAGGGACAAGUCUCAACCUGACAAGGAACGUCAUCAUCAACUGCACGGAGCUGGUGGUAUAUGAUGUCCUCAAGAACGCCCUGGUGAAGAACAACCUGCUAGCAGAUGAUGUGCCCUGCCACUUCGUGUCGGCGCUGGUGGCUGGGUUUUGCACAACGGCGUUGUCUUCUCCUGUGGACGUGGUGAAAACCAGAUUCAUCAACUCCCCACCGGGCCACUACCCGAGCGUGAAAAGCUGUGCCCUCAACAUGCUCAAGAAGGAAGGCCCCUCGGCUUUCUUCAAAGGAUUCAUGCCCUCCUUCCUGCGACUGGGAUCCUGGACCGUCAUUAUGUACGUGUGCUUUGAGCAGCUGAAGAAAGAACUUAUGAAGUCCAGGCAGACCGUGGACUGCAGCACAUAAUCCCUUCCACCCACAAGGGAGCU
Molecule: messenger RNA, 950 nt
Organism: Sorex fumeus (smoky shrew)
Lineage: Eukaryota; Metazoa; Chordata; Mammalia; Eulipotyphla; Soricidae
Gene: UCP1
Product: uncoupling protein 1
Exons: 6
Coding region: 1-927 (308 amino acids)
Biological process (GO): mitochondrial transmembrane transport; mitochondrial transport; response to cold
Cellular component (GO): mitochondrial membrane
Molecular function (GO): oxidative phosphorylation uncoupler activity
Source: RefSeq, a predicted model, not a curated record